GCACUUUUCAGUGCCACCCAUAAUAUUCAAAUAGCAGAGUUUGAAUGCAGAAAGCACGGUAUUUUAAACAUGCGAAUAAAACCUGUUGGUGGAUUGCCUAGCUUGUUAUUGCUUUAACGGAUUUCCAGGGAAACAAAUUAGGCCUACUGCGAAAAUAGUAUAUAGAAUGCUCAAUAUAUAUAUGUGCGCCUAUUUGUGUAUGUAUAAAUUUGAACGCUGCUAUAUUUCCUCUUUGGUAGCACUAGCCAAGGGUCUUCGAAAUGACACGUUAUAAACCAGAAUUACACACGAGGCAGGAAACGUAUCCAGCCAUUUUUUAGCCCUCAAUGGUGCGUCGUUGCUCUCUACACACAAUGUCUAAACAAAUAUUUAACUGGUGUUGUGACUGCAUGUUGUUUUUUUCAGAUAUCUUAGUCACUUAUCCAAAAAUGAUACCACGGCGACGUAUCUAUGAUAUGGCAUCGGCUAAUCUUACGAGUAUUCAUGCAGGUAGUUCCUAAUGAAGUAGAUAGUUACUUGCAACAUAAGAAGGAAUAUAUAUAUAGGAAAUGAGGAGCUGGUGUGGAGUUUUCGCAAAAUUCAAGUGUGAGGCAGUUUAGAUUACUUUGUCUUAGGAGUUAACUUACCCAUAUAUAGGAACAAAAGCAGCACAUAUACUUUCUCGUGAAUACGAGGUGCUCAUAACCCGUUUUUUCCUUAACUGACCAGAAUUCAUGCCCGCUGGAAGAAUAUUAGACAAUCAUCAUUUUCUACGAACAAUUUCGAUGAUUUAGUACAAUAGCAAUUAUUUACCACCAUGUCGGAUCAAAGUUCACCCAUUCCAAUACCCGAACCAAGUGCUGAUCCUAUUCGCGAAAAUAUACAAGACGAUGAGCAAACUCUUCCGGCACUACAGCCACCACCUUACGUACCUACGGAUCCAUACCCCGAUGCAAAGUUUAUGAAUCAAGAAUUUAUUGCAUCGUAUACAAUCACUACACAGCCAAUGACACACCCUUAUGUGGCUAAUGCUGAUCAAGCCCCGGUUACGUUUCAGAACAGAAAUUAUUAUCCACCUGGGGUGACAACAUAUUCAGCAGAACCGAAUUCAGGGUCAACGGUUUUAUUUCACACUGCAGGAUAUAACGACGUACCUGUUGUGGUAACGUGUGUAAACUGCCGUAAAGUCGUGACAUCACGUAUUGAUUUUGUAUCGGGAGGUUUUACCUGGUUGAUGUGCUGUUUUAUAUGCAUCAUAUGUCCCCUAUUUUGUUGGCUGAUUCCAUUUUGUAUUCCGGGAACGAAAGACGUUUAUCAUUACUGUCCCGAAUGCAAUCAAAUGAUGGGAGUGUGCAAACGUAUGUGAAAAUCGCACCACCGAAUUGAACUUUACAUGACACCUCCGCAAUAUGUACCUAUUCUUAGAAAAUAAUUAAUAGUAGCCUACUUCGAACGUAAUACAGCCAAAUGUAUUGAGGCCGAACAAUAAAAAUAGUGUUUCAUGAAAAUAUUGUUUUUUUGACCUAUUUUCUAUGCAAUCGAUUAUUUUUAUCACUUUAAUUUUUUUGCUUAUACUCUUGCCUAUCGGGUUUCGUUUGUGUAU
This is a messenger RNA of Styela clava, 1582 nucleotides long. The record is from RefSeq and is a predicted model, not a curated record. Lineage: Eukaryota; Metazoa; Chordata; Ascidiacea; Stolidobranchia; Styelidae.